UAUACAUGAAACAGCUGACAACCCUAUUCCCAAUAUGUCCCAUGCACCUACUAUUGUGGUUGAAACUCCUUAGAUGCUUGUGGUACAUUUGUUAGGCCAGUGAAUACGUACCACAGUACAGCUUCUUUAUUCAUUUUUACCUUUCUGGCAAGUCUAAACAUUGUCUUCACCUUUCCUGCUAAGUAGUUAAGUACCCGUGUUUUCAAGUAUGAAAAAAAUCACAUUUUGGAGAUCUACAUGCUUCAUUUGGGAACUGUAUUACCCAGAAGUCACUUCAGUCUGCAGGUACAGUGACUGAGCCAGUGAAGGCUUAGCAAAGUGCUCUUAAGAUGCAGUGCACAACAGGUGAGUGGAACUUCCUGUAUCCUUUAGGGAUGGCAUUGUUAUGGACUCUGGAUUUUUCCCACCUGUAUGGGCUUCUAGAGCUCUGGGUCCACGCAAAGGUGACCAAGAGGAAAAGCACAAGAAGAGACGUUACAGAGGUGCCUCUGAGGCCUAGCUGAACCAGGCUCUGCAAGCCAUGGCACCCUUGUUUCUGAAACUGAACAGGACCCUGCAGGGCCCUCCUGGGUACAAAAGUCUGUCCCCCUUGUUUCUUUCUUUUUUUUUUAAUAUUUAUUUAUUUAUUUGGUUGUGUCAGGUCUUAGUUGUGGUGGGUGAACUCCUUAGUUGUGUCAUGUGAACUCUUAAUUGAGGCAUGCAUGUGGGAUCUAGUUCCCUGUCCAGGGAUCGAACUCAGGCCGACCUGCGUUGGGAGCACAGAGUCUUAACCCACUGUGCUACCAGGGAAGUCUCCCUUGUUUCCUGUACAUAGAGAAAGACUUUAGUUUCCUAGGCCUUCCCUGAGUUCCAAAGAGCAGAUUCAAGUAGUUACUAAUUAGAGAGGUGAGAGUGUAGAAAGAAAGGAAAAGCAGUCAAAACCAGUAAUGACAGUUGGAACAAUAGUUCAGUGAUAAAACACUCACAGGAAUUCUAGUUCCUUCUGAAAGGUUAUAGAUAACAAUCUGAUGCAUAUCUUUGAGUUGUUUUGCAGAAACAAGACCUCCAGCCAGGUGGAGGAUGGUGACUACAUGAUGACAACAAGCACAUAAGCCUGAGACUGGUUGGAAACAGAAAGUUGAUGAUGAAUAUUCCUGAAAAUCACCCUGUGACCUUACCAGCAACCAAUCAGAAGAAAGUAGCACAGACUACAUUCCACGGAAAUCUGGGUGCGUCCCCUUUAAGAAGCGUGGUUCUGCGGAUAUCUGGGCCACACUGUGCAGCUAGCAGGAUCUUAGUUCCCAGACCAGGGAUUGAAAUCGAACCCAUGGCAGUGAAAGCACCAAGUUUUAGCCAGUGAACCACCAGGGAAUUCUGAGAUUCAUUUUCACUGUGAAGUCAACAAAUGGUGGUUCCCUUCUCUACUGCAGGAGAAAAAAGCAGGUUCCACAUUCAGCAGAACCACUUAUGGACCCUGCACUGGGCUCUGUGACCUUUGAGGACGUGGCUGUAUACUUUUCCCAGGAGGAAUGGAAGCUUCUUGAUGAGGCCCAGAGAUUCCUGUACCACGAUGUCAUGCUGGAGACCUUUGCACUUGCUGCGUCAUUGGGACUUUCAUCUUCUAGGUACCAUGUUGUCCAGCUGGAGCUGAGAGGAGAACCCUGGGUACAUGACAGAGUGGACAUGACUCCAGACAGAGCAAGAGGGGCUCAAAUAUGGCCUGGCCCUGGGUGUUGGUAUAUAGCAGAGAACAAGCAGACACCUUCUGAGCAGAAUGUUUCUGUAGAAGUGCCACAAAUAAAUACUUCAGAGGCAGACCUGUCCACCCUGAAGUCCUAUCCCUGGCAGACGUGCUGCCUGUCCUUAGAAGGUGGUUUGCAUCUAGCUGAGGACCUUGGCACAAACCCUGGCCAGAAACUCUGUGGGGCAGGUGUGCAGUUUCACCAGCACACUGGAGAGGAACUCUUUAGAAGAGACGUGGGUAAGACCUUUAUGAAGAGCCACACUGUCCAUGCAUCCAAGAAGUCUUUCACAUUCCAGGAGUCUGGGAAGGAUUUCCCUUGUAGCUCUGGCCUUCUCCAGCACCAGGUCACUCCACAAAAGGACACCAAGUUUGUAGAGGCCUUUCACAAUGGAGAAAAGCGUUACAAGUGCAGUGAAUGUGGGAAAGCCUUCUGCCGUAAAUACAGGCUUGCUCAGCACCAGAGAGUCCACACUGGAGAAAGACCUUAUGAAUGCAGUGAAUGUGGGAAAGUCUUUAGAUGCAACUCCAACCUUGUUAUACAUAGAAGAAUUCACACUGGGGAAAGGCCUUAUGAGUGUAGAGAAUGUGGGAAGUUCUUUAGACAAAACGCCCAACUUAUUGUUCACCAGAGAAUUCACACUGGAGCCAAGCCUUACGAGUGCAGUGAAUGUGGGAAAACCUUCAUUACUAAAAGCAAACUUAUUCAGCACCAGAGAGUCCACACUGGAGAGAGACCUUAUGAAUGUGGAGAAUGCAGAAAAGCCUUCACCUAUAAACGCAUGCUUGUUCAGCAUCAGAGAGUCCACACUGGAGAGAGGCCUUAUGAGUGCAGUGAAUGUGGGAAAGUCUUUAGGUACAUCGCCAGCCUCAUUAAACAUAGAAGAAUUCACACUGGGGAAAGGCCUUAUGAGUGUAGUGAAUGUGGGAAGUCCUUUAGGCAAAGGGCCCACCUUCAGGUCCACCAGAGAAUUCACACUGGAGCAAAGACUUACAAGUGCAGUGAAUGUGGGAAAUGUUUUAGCCAAAACUCUAUUCUCACUACGCACCAGAGAGUUCACACUGGCGAAAGGCCUUAUAAGUGCAGUGAAUGUGGAAAGUGUUUUAGCCAAAGCUCUACUCUUAUUAAGCACCAGGGUUCACAUUGGAGAAAAACCAUAUGAGGAGAAUUCUGAAUGAGGAGAAUUCUUUGGCCAAAGCAUCCAGCUUACUCAACACCGAAAACUCACACCCCAGAAAGGCCUCAUCAGUGCAGCAGAUGUGGAAAAGUUUUCUGUCAAAGGUCUGCUCUGACUGAGCACUAGAAACUUCACAGCUCAGAUAGACCCUAUGAGUACAGAAAAUGUAGGAAAGCUUUCAGCCAAAGGUCUUACCUUAUUUGAUACCAGAAAGUUCAUCUAGAGAAGGGCCUUCAAAUGAGAUGAGAGCAGUGAAUGAGUUGUCUCCUUAGUUAAUACAGCAUACUGAAUAGACUCUCUGAGGAAGUCAUCAACUGGAAGUUGAAUGCCAUACAUCUGAACAGCCCUCGUGUGCAGAUUGCCUAUGAGUACUGGCUUCAUAGGAAGCUUUUCAGGAGCUAUACUCUACUUUCUAACCUGUGCAAGCCCCUUGCUGGACUCAAUAUCACUGUAAGUUUUUUACCUCUCCCAAGUGGCAGAUCCCAGUACUGGGCAUCAGUCAUCGCAUUGUGAUCAGGGUAGGUAGAGCUUUGUGCUGUCCUGUUCUCUGGAGGGAAGCAUGAAUAGCCUGAGCACUUGGGUGUUGUCAUGCUCUUCUGUCAAGGACAGGACCUAAGCAGCUUUGACCACUGUGACCCAAUGUGGGUUCCCUUGGCAGCUUACAGUUUACUUUCCUUGGUGGUAUUGUCUCAUGUCAUGCUCACGAUGGAUGUUUCUAGCUCCAGAUCACCCUGUUUGGGAACUAUCUGCCUCCAUUUGCUCUACUCUGUGAAAAAAUAAAGACUAUAGUUUAAGCCACGUCUUUUGUGUGUGUUCCAAUCUUUGUUUUCUUCAAUAAGGAUAGUAUCAUGGCGGAGAAUGGUUUUCACUCCAGUUUUGAUCUAAUUUGAAUUGUUGUCCAAAGCCUCCUGGGGUAGACUACAGGGCUCUGGGACUAAUGUGACCUGGAUGUUAGAAUUUUUGGUGGGUCCCAAGGUCACCCUGAGAUGAGGACAGUUUUAUGAACCACCAGUGUUUUUUGGAGCUGCAUAAGUUCUCUUUUUUCACAUGGGAUGUCAGAUCAUGACCCCAGUACUGUUCAAGAGAAGUUCUCUAGGUCCAGCUGGAAAAGAGCCAUGUGCCAUAAUGUCCAUAACAUGGUAGGCUGCUUUUGCUGAGCAUUAGAUUACAGACAUCAGAUGGGAACCAUAUUUGGUACAGAAACAGGGAAUUAAUAGGGAGUGACUAGCAAACAAAAAGAGAUGAACCUAUUCUAAAAUUGCAUCCAUGAAUGUUCCCUUGACUGUGGCUGUUUAAGAUAAUGUUUUUGCAAAAAUUCUCAGGAGAUACAGAGUGGUUUCUCUCCUGAGGUCCCAGUCAGUGUCAGGCUAAAUAAUGUAAAGGUUUUGAGAUCCCGUAGCAUCUUCAGAUUGUUUAUCUCAAGGCCAUUGGUGCAUAGCAAAGAUAAUGGGUAAUAAAAGUGGAAAUCGUGUAGUCCAGGCAUGUGGUUUUUAGGAUGCAGGCAGUUCCUGGAUAACUCACGUGGAAACACCUUUCAUUGCUCACCAGUCUUCACUGCUACCACAACAGAAUCCCUCCCGUUAGACAAGGAGAUGUGAUGGGGUUAACAUGUGGUUGCCAGAGUUCUACUGAAAAGGAGAUUCAGAAAAGAUUCAGAUUUUUUAUGUGAAUCCAAUUUUUAUUAAAUUUAAUUGAGCUGUAUAGUUGGUAUGUGCUGAACUGAACAUACCUAAAAUGUACAGCUUGGUUAAGUUUUAAUAUGUGUAAACCCACAGAACCAUCGUAAUUACAAACAUCCAUCACUCCCAUAUCCACCUUCUGACAUUUCUCCCAGGACUCCCAGGCAACUAGUAUUGAUUUACUUUUUUCCCAUUCAAUUAGUGUUUUCUACACUUAAUAUCAUUGGGGUCUUAAUGUUUACUUUUAUAUUUGUCUCUUUUUCAUGAUGCAUAAUUAUUUUGAGAAUCAUUUAAGUUGCUGAUAAGUAUAAUUCAUUUUUUUUCCUGAAAAAUAUACUGUUUGGAUAUACCACCCACUGACUGUUUAUCCGUACAUCUGUUAAAGGAUGGGUUUUUGUGGUUUGUAUCCUUUUUGUCUAUGACAGAUAAGUUUAAUAAAUUAUAUGUACGUAUGGUUUCAUAUUCAAAAUUCAAUGACUAUACCCUUUUGUGUGCCAUUCACAGUAUGGGAGCAUUCCGGUUUUCCUGUAUUCCUCUCUAGUACUUGGUUGAUGUGGCUAGUGUUUCAGUAUUACCUGUUUAAAUGUGUAGAGGUGUCUCACUAUGGUCUGAUUGCAUUUCCCUAAUGAUUCAUGAUGUUGAACAUUUUUGUGUUUAUUUGCCAGGUGUAUGUUUCUUUGAUAAAAUGUCUGUCUUUUAUUAUUAACUGAGAAGGCAAAAACCUGUUGGAGCUUGACUUCUUCAAUGACUUCGCUGGGUGGAAUAAAUGUGCUCACAUCGUUA
This is a messenger RNA of Lagenorhynchus albirostris (white-beaked dolphin), 5360 nucleotides long. Its product is annotated as zinc finger protein 501-like. Gene Ontology annotation, biological process: regulation of transcription by RNA polymerase II. The record is from RefSeq and is a predicted model, not a curated record. NCBI's taxonomy places the organism in Eukaryota, Metazoa, Chordata, Mammalia, Artiodactyla, Delphinidae. The coding region runs from base 1447 to 2883 and encodes 478 amino acids. The transcript is spliced from 7 exons. Gene Ontology annotation, molecular function: RNA polymerase II cis-regulatory region sequence-specific DNA binding; DNA-binding transcription factor activity, RNA polymerase II-specific.